Messenger RNA from Emiliania huxleyi CCMP1516, 702 nucleotides. RefSeq lists its product as hypothetical. Lineage: Eukaryota; Haptophyta; Isochrysidales; Noelaerhabdaceae. The transcript has a single exon. Gene Ontology annotation, molecular function: ubiquitin binding. The record is from RefSeq and is a predicted model, not a curated record. Bases 1 to 702 code for a protein of 233 amino acids.
AUGGGCGACUACCAAUCCUUCGACGACAUGCCGUCCUUGGCGCCUCUCCAGAUCACGCCGCAGAUGAUGGCACAGGCGCAGCAGCGGGCGAGUGAGGCGCCGGCGCCGGCGCCGUGGGCACCGCCACCGCAGCAGCAUGUGGUUGCGCCGCCGAUGCCAGCUGACGACGGCGGCGACCAGCUCGACUCUCUGGCGCAGAUGUUUCCCGACUACGACCGCGACGUCCUCGCCUCCAUCCUGGCUACCUGCGGCGGAGGGAUCGAGGAGGCGAUCCAGCAGCUGCUCGAGAUGUCGGGUGGCGGCGGCGGCGGCGGCGGCGGCGGCGGCGGCGGCGGCGGCGAGUACGACUCGGACGAGGCGAUGGCGAUGGCGCUCUUCAAGCAGUUUGCAGACGACCUGGUCCAACAGCUCGGCCGGCCGGUUCCGCCGGAGGUGCGUGACGACCCGGUCAAGUACGAGGCAUUCAUCCGCGAGCAGUUUGAGCGCGAGCUCGGCAACAGCGACUCGCGCCUCGCCAGCCAGGCGCUGGCCAUGUACGAGUCGCAGGGGCCGCGCGGCGGCGGCGGCGGCGGCGGCGGCAAACCGGCGGACAAGGAGGGCUUCCUCGAGCGCAUGCGCAAGAACUUUGAGAGCCGCAGGCGGCACGGCGUCGAGGCGGACGGGGGGAGCGCAUCUGACAUCAGAUUAGAUCACACUACAUGA